AUCGGAGAAGUGCAGAUCCCAUUUUGUUGUUAUUGUUUUAUGUUCUGAAGAACCUCUGGCGCCCUGGCUCACCUGCUGCUCUGCUCUGGCGGAGACCACUAGCGCGUGCUGCCGACAGUCCGGCCUCGCGACGCAUUUUGGCGUAGGUGGUCGCGGGCCUAACUGUGACGCUAAGCUAAUAAGCUAACUGUCACCGUUAGCAGGACUCCUGGACGUCAAUGGUCGGAAAACAAGCUCCCAACACCGAGCUCUGACGGUCGUGCAGACACUGACUAUGAACCUAGUUUUUGACCUCAACGUGCAGUGAUCACACGCGGCCUUUCUUGUCCCGCCACCGCUCCGUCAGGUUGUAAGAUGUGGCUCAAGCUCUUCUUGUUGCUUUUGUACUUUAUAGUGCUCUUCAUGCUAGCGAGGAUCUUUGAGGCGGUAGUUUGGUAUGAAACUGGCAUGUUCGCUACUCAGCUGGUCGAUCCAUUUACCCUCAGUUAUAAGAAGCUGAAAACCAUACUGGAGUGUCGAGGACUGGGAUACUCCGGGUUAGCAGAGAAAAGGGACGUCAGCGAGCUGGUGGAGAAAUCAGGUGACUUGACUCAUGGGGAGCUGUACUCAGCCAUCAAGAAAGAGAAGGAGCAUGAAGAGGCAGGAGACUCCAGCACCACACACUUCAGUGGAGAGAUGCACUUCUAUGAAUUAGUGGAAGACACUAAAGAUGGAAUCUGGCUAGUUCAGGUCAUUGCCCAGGACCGGGAAGCUCUGCUCAGUAACUUCAACUGGGGGAAAAUGGUUCAGAAAGUGUCUCAGUUUGGCAUCAGAACCGGCACGUUCAACUGUUCUAACGAUAGAAGGUCGUGUAUCAGGCGCGGCUGGCAGCGUUCAACCCUCAUUAUGUCUGUUCCUCAGACUUCAGCAUCAAAGGGCAAAGUCAUGCUAAAGGAAUACAACGGCCGUCGCAUAGAAACAGAACACAUCUUUCGCUGGAUGACUUCACAUGUGGCACAUCGUAUCAAAAUGCUGCACCAGCCUAAGCAGCUGGUGAAGGAGUGGCGCCCAGACCCGACACACCCCAUCAAGAUGUUCCUUUUCGCCCACCUGUCUCAGCCACCUGCCUUCUUCUCCUCACUCUCCGUUAAAUUCACGGGAAGGAUUGAAUUCAUCUUCGUAGAUAUACGUUACUGGGACAACCAGAGCAGCCUAUCAGAGAUCGGAAUAACACAAAGCCCUGCCUACAUCCUCAAGAUGCCCGAGGGCAUCUAUCGCUAUGGCAACAGUACGGGUGAAUUCCUGUCUCUAGCAGCCAUGGAUACCUUCCUGCGGUCAGUCCAACCGGAGGUCAAUGAUUUGUUUGUCCUCAGUCUGGUCCUCAUCAACUUGCUGGCCUGGAUGGACCUCUUCAUUACACAGGGAGCUACAGUGAAACGCUUUGUUGUUCUUAUACGAACACUUGGAACCUACAACUCCAUCCUUCUGGUGUCCUGGCUUCCUGUUCUGGCUCUUCUCCAGCUGUCCUACCUGGACACUCUGUACGGCUACAGCCUGAAGCUGCUUCGUUACGCUGACACCACUACACUGGCCAGCCUGGUGAGAGCCGACUGGACGUUCUACUCAUCCCACCCUGCUCUCUUUCUGUCCACGUACCUGGCCCACGGUCUGCUGGUCGACUACUUUGAGAAGAAACGCCGCUGUGGCAACAGGGGCCAAGAGGACAGCUCCACAAACCUGGAAUGGCUGGCUAGUCUGUGGGACUGGUACACGUCCUACCUUCUCCACCCAAUUGCAUCGCUGCAGCACAUACCAUCUGACCACUCAGACUGGGAAGAUGAUCCUAACUUCCUCUUUGAGCGCUUGGCAUUUCCUGAUCUCUGGCUACGACCAUUGGUGAAUAUAGACUACAUCAAAGCCCUGCCUACGUGGAGGUUCAUAGUUGUGGGCCAACAACAGGAUAGCGACUCCAGUGGUUCACAUUCAGACACAGGGAGCACAGAUUCUCCUCCUGCAGGUCCCAGCAGACCUUUACAUAGAAACAGACGGCACAAGAAGUCACUGUGUACUCAGGACAGUGACACACAACUGUGUGCAAACACGAAAAUGGACUCCACCUACUGUUGUCAACACAGGAACAACAACUCAUCAGCUGAAGGUAUACCAGAGGGCGCUAGCCUCCCGUGUGAAGUUGAAUCUAGCCAGCAACAUUGUGAUAGGUCGGCGUGGCCCUGUGAUGUCCUGCAGUGCUCGGAGUGCGUGGUGUGUCUCGAGAACUUUGUGAGCGAGGAGCUACUUAUGGCUUUGCCCUGUGGCCACGCCUUCCACCAGCAGUGCAUCGUGGUGUGGCUGGCGGGGGGCAGACACUGCUGCCCCGUGUGUCGCUGGCCCAGCUACAAGAAGAAACACAGGUGUGACUGAGCUACAUAGGUGUCCUCUAUUCUCAUGUUGCCUGUCCUCAUUGUCGCUUGCUUUUAGGUGAAGUUGAUGUUGGAGUGAAGAUAUUCUCGAUGUGAUUAGGCUGCUGUUGUCCUGACUUUGUUCAGUUUAUGUUCAGUUCCUGGUAAAGGCAGCCUGCAGGGUAUAAUCACAGUAAAGUUUGUACUGUAAAAUUAAAUUUACAGGAGUGUAAAAGUGACCCAGAAUCCAUCAGUGAGAGCAGGUGCAUGUUAUUGGCAUGUUGUUGAGAGAAGGAGGAGGAGGUUGUUUUUUACUGGACUUAGUCCAAAGAAUUUAAAUGAGCAAAUCAGUUGUGAGAUAUGCAACAUAUUAAUGUAGUUCUUGAUUUGACAUCACUGUCGAUUCCUCAGCUAAGGAGUCCAUCACAGUUGGUCUUCUCUCUUUCUGCUCUAACAUUAUUUUUGCUACAGACACUUAAAACUGAAUUCUGCCGCCUUGCUUGUGGGAAGUGUUGCAGGGCACAAACAGUUGUUAUCAUGCAUGGUUGGCCUGGUCAGCUUCACACUGUGGUCAGAACACAGCACAGCAGACAGAAACCCACUGGACUAAUGAAGGACACCUAGUAAAUGAAUGAAACACUUGUUUAACACGUAACUUUCCUUUUGAUACAAUGUGUAACAAACAUCAUUGAUGCAUUGAAACUGUUUCCUCAAGUUAUCAAACACUAUUCUGAGAUAUUUUGAACUGGAUUUUUUUGUUGUACCCUGAACAGUUUGAAGAAACCAAUGACACAGCAUAAAUCUGUUGUCUGUUGGUGGUAUACAGAGAGUCUUGCUCAUCUCAGCUGUAACUCAUCCACUGGCUCUGCUCUGUGACAAGAGGACUGGCCUGAAGUUCUUUAAGAUGUUUGCUUGUGUUUGUUUGGUUGCAAGUUCCGGACCUUGCAGGAGAAGAAGUGAAGUGAAGAGACUUGUCAUGUGUGGAUCAUUAUCAUGACCAUGUGUUGUUGGGUUCCUAUGGUUACAGUUGGUCACGAAAGAAGAAUCUUCAACAAUCUUAAGCAAGUCUAGUUGCUAUAUCUCUUGGAAGGCUGAUGUGUGUGUGUGUGUGAAUGUGUUUGGUGAUUUUGUGUAUGUUUACCCCUGUACCUGUCAUGUGCUUUGCCAAUGACCUCAUCAUGUCUGUGUCCGACCCUGUAGAGCUGCUGCCUCACUCUUACUUUAUCCUGCAUCAUUUCCAAAACAAACCCCAACUGUAAUUUAUGAACCUUUAUCGGUGCUUAACUGUAUCUCUGAGCUGAUUCUCUCGCAAUGCCUAAAAGGCAAGAAGAAAACAUGUAGAAUAGAAACAUUUAUCCAAAAUAAAAUCAGUGUUUCAGAACUUCA
Messenger RNA from Betta splendens (Siamese fighting fish), 3764 nucleotides. It is a transcript of the gene rnf103, whose product is annotated as ring finger protein 103. Bases 355 to 2400 code for a protein of 681 amino acids. Gene Ontology annotation, cellular component: endoplasmic reticulum. Lineage: Eukaryota; Metazoa; Chordata; Actinopteri; Anabantiformes; Osphronemidae. Gene Ontology annotation, molecular function: ubiquitin-protein transferase activity. The record is from RefSeq and is a predicted model, not a curated record. The transcript is spliced from 7 exons. Gene Ontology annotation, biological process: protein ubiquitination.